Messenger RNA from Nicotiana tabacum (common tobacco), 1987 nucleotides. Its product is annotated as tubby-like F-box protein 5. Gene Ontology annotation, molecular function: protein binding. The record is from RefSeq and is a predicted model, not a curated record. Lineage: Eukaryota; Viridiplantae; Streptophyta; Magnoliopsida; Solanales; Solanaceae.
UUGUUGUUGAGAAAAUUGUGGACUAAAUUCGAAAUUAAAAUGCUGAAUUUUUUGGUAUUUUAGAUAUUUCAAUAUUCUCCCUAUCUAAAAACUAAUAGUAUAUGCUUAAUUCCACAUUUUCUCAUCAAACGUUUGAUUUGGAAGAAAAAGUUGCACACAUUUUGUAUUUUAUAGUAAUAAUAGUUUGUUUGGCAAAGAAUUGUUGGAUAAUGUGGCUAUUAUUUUCAAUUUAGAAGCUUCUUUGUUGAGAAUUUGAACAUCAAAAACUAAGCUUGAUGUAUGGUGCAAAAAUUGGAGUUGGAGGCAAUUCUUUUGCAUAUUCAGUAGUGUGAGAUAUAGACUUUGAUGUUCCUUUUGUUAGUUCAACAUUACCUUUUUUUAAUGUAUCCUUUGAUUCCAUGAUUAUUACUCAGCAAACGAGUUGUCGAGGGAAUGAAAUGGCACUGAAAUCAAUUAUUCAUGUGCUUAAGGGAGUAGGAGAUAAUGUAGAUAGCAAAUCAAAAAAGCAAGCCGAGAGGAAGUGUGUAUUGAGCCGUGGCAGGUCAUAUGUGGCUCCUGAGAGGUUAACAUCCUCUCCAUGUCUAUUCGUUCAAGAAAGUCCGUGGGCGAGUUUGCCACAUGAACUGCUGUUUGACAUAAUCCAAAGAAUAGAGGCCAGUGAGAUUACUUGGCCUGCCCGUAGAGAUGUAGUUACUUGUGCCUCUGUGUGCCGGUCCUGGAGGGAAACAACCAAGGAGGUUGUUAGAACUCCGGAACAAUGUGGGCUGCUGACUUUUCCUACGUCGUUGAAGCAGCCUGGGCCUAGAGAUUGUCCAAUUCAGUGCUUUAUAAGAAGAGAAAGGGCAACAUCAACUUUCCGAUUAUAUCUUGGCCUGAGUCCUGCUCUUUCAGGGGAUGCCAGUAAAUUGCUAUUGACGGCAAAGAAGAUUAGAAGGGCCACAUGCACUGACUUCUUAAUAUCCAUGUCGAAAGAUGAUUUUUCCCGGGCAAGUGAUUGUUAUGUUGGGAAGUUAAGGUCUAAUUUUCUCAGGACUAAGUUUGUCAUUUAUGACGCUCAGCCACCAUGCAAUUUAUUGAUCCAGUCCAGUGGUGUGUUACAUAAAAAGUUUGCUAUGAAGAAGGUAGAGCCAAAGCAGUUAUUUGGAAAUCACAAUGUGGGUACCAUUUCUUAUGAAGUCAAUGUUCUACGUACAAGGGGGCCAAGAAGAAUGCGGUGCACUAUGCAUGCGAUCCCUUUCACUGCAAUUCAAGAAGGUGGAUCUGCUCCUACACCAGCAACUUUCAAAGAACACGUUCAGUGCAAUUCAUCUUUAGUAUCAGCAGUUUCAAAUAGGACAGUCCAAGAUUCUAUUUGUAGUUGUUUUGAUGAGCCAGUUGAAACAAUUCAAAAGAAUACAGAACCUUUGACUUUGAGGAAUAAAGCUCCAAGAUGGCAUGAACAAUUGCAAUGUUGGUGUCUGAAUUUUAAAGGCCGUGUUACAGUGGCCUCUGUCAAGAAUUUUCAGCUGGUGGCCUCCUCUGGCACAUCCCAGGGCAUCCCAAUCACAGAACUAGAAAAAGUAAUCUUGCAAUUUGGGAAGAUAGGGAAAGACAUUUUCACCAUGGAUUACCACUACCCUCUAUCGGCGUUCCAAGCAUUUGCAAUCUGUUUAAGUAGCUUUGACACCAAACCUGCUUGCGAGUAGCCUCUUUUUUUUCUUUUUCUUUUGGCUACUAUUACAUGCCAUUUUGUGAUUUUGUCUUCACAGUUGUGUAUAUAUAUCCUUUUUUUUAGCCCUCUCCUUUGGAAGGAUCUUUUAUGUGCAGGCAUAGGAGGCAUAGGUUAUUGUCUAGUAGGAAUUUGGCUGAUAUGCUUCUAGUGCAUGCAGUAUUCUGCCUGCAAAAAGUGGCAAUUCUGUUGUAUUCUUCAGCAUGCUGUACUUAUUCGAAAAUUCUGUCAGUUCGCAAGAAGUAAUUUGCCCUUUAACUAACAUAGUGACGUUCUAUC